Molecule: messenger RNA, 903 nt
Organism: Verruconis gallopava
Lineage: Eukaryota; Fungi; Ascomycota; Dothideomycetes; Venturiales; Sympoventuriaceae
Exons: 2
Coding region: 162-884 (240 amino acids)
Biological process (GO): protein acetylation
Molecular function (GO): N-acetyltransferase activity
Source: RefSeq, a predicted model, not a curated record
GUGAAAUUCACGUUCCUUUGACACACUGAUUCAAUGCAAUUACUAUACGCUACACAAGCUCUCCGUGUAUGGUAUUUGAUGGAUUGACUUUGUCCACUUUUUUUCUAGACGCCGUGUAGUUCUAAGAGCUAAAAGGAAAGUUCGACCAAUCGAGCACGAAGAUGAAACUGAACGAGCAAGUUGCAAUUCUGACUUCGCGCAUUUGCCUCGUCCCGUACAGCGCUCAUCAUGUGCCCACGUAUCAUGAGUGGAUGCAAGAUACUUCAUUGCAGCAGGCUACUGCCUCUGAGCCGCUUACCUUAGCUCAGGAAUACUCUAUGCAGAAAUCCUGGCGUGAGGACGCUGAUAAGCUUACCUUUAUCGCCUGCUUGCCACCGGACGGCUUGCUCCGGAAUGAUGACGGACGCCUUGAAUUAGCUGGUGGGAAGGCGGACGUGGAUGGGGAUCAGAAGAUGGUGGGAGACGUAAAUUUGUUUAUAUUCGAGAGCGAGGAAGAUGGAGAAUGCGACUUGUGCGUUGGGGAGGUAGAAAUAAUGGUCGCAAGAAAAGACAUGCAUGGGCAAGGCAUUGGGACGACGAUCUUGCGUACGUUUUUGUGGUAUCUAUUCGUUCAUUUGGACGAGAUAAUAAGCGAGUAUUCCAAGUCCUCGAGAAGUACGAAAAGAGCGAUGAAAUACUUACGAGUUAAAAUCGAUGCUGGCAAUGACAAAAGUAUCAAGCUAUUUGAAAAGGCAGGGUUCAGAAAGAUGUCUGAAUCACCCAAUUUCUUCAACGAGCUUGAACUAAGGUACAAUGUACCUAGCAUAAGAGCUAGUCAGAAAAUUGCACAGAACCUAGGGAUAGAUGAGCCAAAAGUAGCAUUAUAUCAUUUGUCUAGCUCUUAAAACUAUGAUAGUUCUGCAU